Molecule: messenger RNA, 2970 nt
Organism: Episyrphus balteatus (marmalade hoverfly)
Lineage: Eukaryota; Metazoa; Arthropoda; Insecta; Diptera; Syrphidae
Product: S1 RNA-binding domain-containing protein 1-like
Exons: 16
Coding region: 376-2874 (832 amino acids)
Biological process (GO): translation; nucleobase-containing compound metabolic process
Molecular function (GO): structural constituent of ribosome; mRNA binding
Source: RefSeq, a predicted model, not a curated record
AUCAUUCAACUUCAGCGAUAAAGCGAGCACACAAAAUAAUGCUGGACUCAACAUUUUUUUAUUAAAAUUUAUUAACUGUGUGCACUUGAAAUCGGUUGGAUUUGUUUGGGAAUUAUUGAAAUUUUAUUUUAUUGCAACUGUCAAUAAUGUAUUCAGUUAAAUUAUAUUAUAGCGACAGAUUGUAAUGUGACCGAGUUGCACAGUGGCAGUGCCUCUUAAUAAUAAAAUAACAAAAGAAAAUAAUAUAAAAUUUAAUAAUUGCUAUUUGCGGUGUACCUAAUUGCGUUCUACUAUCUUUCCUCAAUUGCAAAUUAUUUUUUUUUUUUAGUAAUUUUGUGUUGUUAACUUGGGUAAUUAUUAUUUUAAUUUUUCACAAUGGGUUGCUGUGAAAGUAUUGAAUCGGAUAGAGAAGAAUACUAUCCAAGACAAAUAAUAAGCCAAGAAAGAAUAAUUCAACCAUCACGACAUAUAUUUCAGCCAUCACAACAAUUAUUACAACCACAAAGCACAAGACAAAUACAAACUCAACAACCAACUAGACCAAGUCGAAGAAAUAGGCGUAAAUCACCGCCCAAACGUAAUAAAAGUCGAGGGAAAACACCAAACAGAAGAGAUGCACCACAAACCCCAAAACGAGAACAACCUUUAGCAAAAGUCACACAAGAAUGGAACGUCCACGAGCGACUUGCCGAAGAAGAACACAUUGACACCUUAUCCGCUAGGAAUAUAGUCACGCUUUUUGAAGGUGAAAAUACAAUUCCAUUCAUUUGUCGCUAUCGUCAGGAUAUGAUCAAAAGCAAUAUAACUCCUAAUAAGUUGCGUGCCAUUAAAACUUCUUAUACAAAAAUUAUCGACUUGAGAAAGAGAGCUGAAGCUAUUAUCAGGGAAUUAGAGAAAGUCAUAGAAGUCGAUGAUGAAAUUCGAACUCAGAUAUUGGGAGCUAAAACCUUUAAGGAUGUGGAAUAUUUGAACUCCGUUUAUAGACCAUCUCAAAUAAAUACAAGGUCUUUAGGCAUUGAUACUUAUGCUUAUCGCCUACUCUUAGGUCAGAAUCCUGAAGUUCAAACAAUUGAAAUUGUUAACAACAGAAAUCCCGAUCUCGACACAAUAGCUAAGGUCAAAAUCGGAUUGAGUCUUAUUGUUUCCGAACUUUUUAGCAAACAUCGAGGUAUUCUUGAUGAAUUGCGUCAAUUGCAAAAAGUCCACAACAUCGUCCUCAAAUGUAAUGAAGCCAAAUUGGACAACCCAGAGGCACGAAAAGAAACCGAUUGUUUAAAACAGUCGAAAUUCGAAACUUAUUUCAAAUUCGAACAUGAUAUUCGAAAUGUAAGACCACAUCAGAUAUUAGCCAUUAAUCGUGGUGAAAAAAUGCAGUUCCUUGAAGUCCAUGUCAUCUUGCCGGAUAGCUUUAAAAAUGCCAUUAGGAGUUAUAUUUAUGCACAAUUUAUGAUAAGUGGAAUUAAGUAUCCACUGAGGAAUGAAAUUUUCGAUAUGGCUUUCGAAAAAUGUUACAACGAAAAACUUGUUCAAUUUGUUAGUAAACAAGUUCGAGCUGAUUUAACUGAAAUUGGUAAAAAUGAUGCCAUGGAAUGUUUUGCAAAGAAUUUGAAGCAAUUACUUUUGAAGCCACCACUUAAAGGUGAACGUAUUUUGGGUAUUGAUCCUGGUUUUACAAAUGGCUGUAAGUUGGCAGUUAUUUCAGAAACUUCAGAUGUAUUAGAUGUUGGUGUGUUGUAUCCACAUAAUGAAAAAAAUCCAGAUGUUCAGGAUCAAUGGGGUAUAAAGUUAUCGAAUCUUCUUGCUAAACAUGGCUGCAAAACGAUUGCCUUAGGUGAUGGAGCCGGUUGCCGAGAAACCGAACUUUGGCUUAUCCAACUUUUUGAUAAAGGAAUUUUGGACCGCAAAAACAUUUGGUAUGAUAUUGUCUCCGAACAAGGUACAUCAGUUUAUUCAUGCAGUGAUAUUGCGAAGACAGAAUUCCCAAAACUUGAUGCAAAACUUAUUAGUGCAGUUUCCAUCGCACGUCGAUUGAUUGAUCCUUUAAGUGAAUAUGUAAAAGUUGAACCUCGCCAUCUUGGUGUUGGUAUGUAUCAAAUGGAUAUGAACGAAAAGCUAUUGUCGAAAUCUCUUAACGAAGUCGUAUCGGAAUGUGUAAGCUUUGUGGGCGUUGAUAUUAAUACAGCAAGUUUAAGUGUGCUCAAAUACAUCGCAGGUCUCAAUCAUCAAAAAGCCGAAAAUAUUAUUAACUAUCGACAAAAUAAUGGACCUUUCCGUACAAGAAAGGAGCUACUUCGAGUCAAGACGAUCGGGAAACCUACAUUUAUACAAUGCGCUGGAUUUAUUCGUAUUGAACCCAAGAGUGUUGGUGGGAAACUAGAAAAUGUACUCGAUUGCACCUGGGUACAUCCAGAAAGCUAUACCGUCGCAAUUAGCUUAAUAAGACAAUGUAACUUAGAACCAAACGAUAUUGGGAAUCCUGGUUUUAUCUCAGAAAUAAAAUCAUUUGUGCAUUCCAAUCGAAUCGACGUCCUUGCUCAACAAUUCGAUAUACCUGCUGAGCGAUUGCAAAUAGUUUUGAAUGCCCUUCAAAGGCAGCUACUUCAAGACUACAGGCCUGAUUUUGAAAGAAAAAUGUUUAUAAAGGAUAUAACAAAACUUGAUGAUUUAUUCAUAGGACAAAUUGUUACAGGUGAAGUAAGGAAUAUAGUAUCUUAUGGAGCAUUUGUCAAUAUUGGACUUGGUAAUGAUGCGCUUAUUCAUAGAACUAAAAUGAAUGGUAUGAAACUAAAUUUAGGUGAUAGAGUUUCUGCUUCAGUUAUUGAUCUCGAUAUUGCCAAAAAACGUGUAUCGUUAAGGCUAGAUGAAGUGAUUUAAUUUUUUUGUAUAACUUUAUUCAAUGUAUUAUUUUAAUGUAAAAUAAUUUAAAAAUCAAUGUUUUUUUUUUUAUGUACACCUUUAUGUAUUUUUUUG